Dreissena polymorpha is the source of this 2077-nucleotide messenger RNA. RefSeq names its product BLOC-1-related complex subunit 8-like. Bases 101 to 700 code for a protein of 199 amino acids. Gene Ontology annotation, cellular component: BORC complex. The transcript is spliced from 7 exons. Lineage: Eukaryota; Metazoa; Mollusca; Bivalvia; Myida; Dreissenidae. The record is from RefSeq and is a predicted model, not a curated record.
UGUUUAAUAUUUUAUCGCAAUAAAAACAACAAUAUUAAUUAUCUUAAAAUUGUACUCUCCAAAGAUUCGCCUCUUAGCAACUAGACCUUUUUAAACUUUGAUGGAAAAUGCCUUUAGUUAUGUAACAAAUUCUCCGUCUAGUAUGCAAGGCGGAGAUAGCCGAUACAACAAACUCACACAAGCACAAAUGUUCCGCGAUGCCAACCCAGAUUUGGAAUUGGAGGUCAAAACUAAAAAAGUGACAGAGAGGAUUUCUGAGAGCAUGAACAUCAUUGCUAACGAGCCUUCACUUGCCUUCUUCCGGAUUCAAGAACAUGUGAGGAAGUGUUUGCCACAGCUGGCAGAAACGAAGCACGAGGUUCAGGAUAUACAACAGCAAGUGCAGGGGGCCUGUUUUGAUGCAGAAUAUGCAGCAAAUGCUGUUGAGAGCAUGCAUAAGAGUGGGGCACAUUUCUCCCAGAUCAGUGAGCUACUCAGGAAUUCUGUCUUCUUCAAGCAACAGAUUGACUUUGAGCAGGCAAGAAGAGAACAAAAAAAGAACAAUCCCAGCAUGUAUUCUACUGUAUCUUCCCCCGAUAUAAACCUUGCGGCUGCCCCUGGGACAGGGCCUGGAAUCCCCCCAGGGGGUAAGGCACAGACCUCUGGGCCCCAGGCAACCUGGUCGGGGGCGGGUGAAGCGGGUCAUGUCAGAGCACAUUGAAUAGCUCAGAUGCACCUGUGAAGCAGUUGGAAAACCUGCCUCAGAACCUCUUCUAUCAGGCGCCGGGAAAGAAUUGAGCUCUGUCGUCCAAACAUAAGACAGUGACUGUCCAAUUGAAGUGUUGUUAAUAGGAUAUGAGCCGGGCUUUGUGAAAAGGUGAUUUAAUGCAUGUGGGUAAAAUAUCUUCCCUGAUCAGCCUGUGUAGCCUUUGCCGACUGCACAUGCUAAUCUGGGACGACACUUUACCCGCAUGCAUUAAACCCCCUUUUCACAUAGCACAGCCCGUAUAUGUUUUGAUGUUUUGUAAAUUUGUCUGUUUUAUAUAUUAAAAAUUCUGCAUAAAGGGGAAGUUGUUUAUGUUUUAAGCUCAUCUAGCUGAGCUUGAUGACAAUAAUAGAGGCCAUGUUUUUCCUUAAAUCUUGAUUUAACUUUGCCAUAAUGUUUAUUGAACUACACCUUGGUAGAGUUCAAAUCCGGGUCACAUGUGUUAAAAAGCUAGGUCAUCAGGUCAAAGCAAAAAAGAAAGAAAAAAUUAUAAACAGUUUUAGAAGCCAUCAUGGCUCUCUUGUUGGUGUUUUCUUUUAAUUGGCAUGAGAUGUGAAAUUAGUUUGUCAACAAUCAUAGUCAUAUUAAGUAUGGUUCAGAGAGAAUAUUUGUUUAACUAAUUCACUUAUUCUUCUGUCUUUGAACACAAAUGAGCCUCAUUCUGUGAAAAUGGGGUUUAAUGCGUUUGGGUUAAGUGUUGUCCCACUAAUCAGGGUUGACUCUUUCUGCAUUUAUUGUAUUUUUCGUUUAAAAGGAGACUUUUUUCGACAAAAAUCCAGUUUGUGCGGAAAGUGUCGUCCCUGAUUAACCUGUGUUGCCUACACAGGCUAAUUUCUGACAAUAGUUUAUGCAAAGGCAUUGAUUAAGCCCCCUUUCCACAGAAAAACUGUCCAUUAUGCUCAAAGAUGGAAGAAUGCUUAAACAAUGUUCUGUCCAUUUGUUGGUUGCUUUCUGCUUUUGUAGAUCAUGUUAGGUAACGUUACUAUGUGUGCAAUAUUGUGAUAUCUAGUUUUUUUAUGCGCCCGGUAGGGUGGCAUAUAGCAGUUGAACUGUCCGUCAGUCUGUCUGUCUGUCAGUCUGUGCGUCCUUCCGAAAACCUUUACAUUGGCCAUAACUUUUGCAAUAUUGAAGAUAGCAACUUGAUAUUUGGCAUGCAUGUGUAUCUCAUGGAGCUGCACAUUUUGAAAGGUCAAGAUCAUCAUUCAAGGUCAAAUAUAUGGCUUCAAAGCGGCGAAAUAGGGGGCAUUGUGUUUCUGACAAACACAUCUCUUGUUUCAAAUCUAUUUCAUAUUUGAUGUAUUGUUACUCAAUAAAUGAAAUGUAAAAUUGGUA